Messenger RNA from Odobenus rosmarus divergens (Pacific walrus), 1179 nucleotides. RefSeq names its product NFAT activating protein with ITAM motif 1 (gene NFAM1). Gene Ontology annotation, cellular component: membrane raft. The transcript has 6 exons. Bases 1 to 1179 code for a protein of 392 amino acids. Gene Ontology annotation, biological process: regulation of B cell differentiation; B cell receptor signaling pathway; positive regulation of B cell receptor signaling pathway. Gene Ontology annotation, molecular function: transmembrane signaling receptor activity. The record is from RefSeq and is a predicted model, not a curated record. NCBI's taxonomy places the organism in Eukaryota, Metazoa, Chordata, Mammalia, Carnivora, Odobenidae.
AUGGCGGACACGUUCUCGGGCCUCUGGCUCCUGGGCUUGCUCCUGCUUCUCUGGACGCUGCGGCUCACAGGCACGCUGCGGCUCACAGGCACGCUGCGGCUCACAGGUACGCUGCCUGCUUUCUUCCCGCGAGCCCUCUGGCUGGCACAUCAGGGCGGCUUUCAUCCGCCCGUGCAGCUAAGUCCUGGGCACCUGUCUCGGGAGGUGUGCUGGUUGCGUCUGAACAUUGCAGACUUCCCAGGGGGAGCCUCCGGGGAUCGGGGAGAUGGUUCGCUGAUGCCUCGCCCAGGUGGCCCCCACCUCGCUGCUGCUGUGUUAGCAGACUUCCACCGCCAGCCUGACCGCUGGCCCUCAGCCACGGCGGAAGAGCUGUCGGUGACCCACACUGGUGCGCCCAUUUUGGUCUCUCUGGCCAACAAGGCCAUUUCCUUCGACUGCAGAAUCACCUACCAAGACAGCCCCAGAUUCAAGAACUUCACAGCCUCGUACUUUUAUAUGGACCUCCAGAACCGGAGGAGCACCAGCGAGCAGAUUAAGUGCCCACCCAACCUGGGCGAAGAGAACACUCUGAAAUGUGAGGUCACCCCCAAGCUGCCCAAUGCAUCGGCCACGGGUACCUACUAUUGCUCCGUGGACUGGCCCGACUUCCGUAGAAUCAGCGAAGGCGUCUUCAUCCUGGUCAGAGACAUAGGGUACCGAGGGCCCCCGCAGGGGGCUCCUGGGGGAGCCUCCUCCCUCCUGGACCGAAGGGCCCCUGAACAGCAGCUCCUGCUCUUUUGCUUCACUGGCAUCCUGAGUGUGCUGAGCAUCUUGGUCACAGCGCUGCUGCUCUGGAAGAAGAAGAGGAUGCAGGCUCCUCGGAAGCACUCGGACCCGAGCGCCCACAGCCAGCAGCAGCCCCCGGACGAAUCCGUCUACACGGCCCUACAGCGCAGAGACACUGAUAUCUACUCCUGCAUCCAGAACGAGGCCAGCAGCCUGCCAACCACCCAGAGCCUCCACUCCCAGGCAUACCCACUGAGCAUCUUGCAUCUGGCUUUUGCCCGGGCUCUUCCCUCAGCCUGCCAGCCCAUCCUCCAGACUCCAUGGACUCUCUCGGACACCACCCCUCCCCAAGCCCUCUUCACUCUCUCAAGAUCCACCGGCUCUCUCGGCACCAGCCUGUACCGCAGACUGUAA